This is a messenger RNA of Nannospalax galili (Upper Galilee mountains blind mole rat), 2059 nucleotides long. It is a transcript of the gene Eif4e, whose product is annotated as eukaryotic translation initiation factor 4E. Gene Ontology annotation, cellular component: cytoplasm; eukaryotic translation initiation factor 4F complex. NCBI's taxonomy places the organism in Eukaryota, Metazoa, Chordata, Mammalia, Rodentia, Spalacidae. The record is from RefSeq and is a predicted model, not a curated record. Gene Ontology annotation, molecular function: translation initiation factor activity; RNA 7-methylguanosine cap binding. Gene Ontology annotation, biological process: translational initiation.
GAGCGGUUGUGCGAUCAGAUCGAUCUAAGAUGGCGACUGUGGAACCGGAAACCACUCCUACUACUAAUCCCCCACCUACGGAAGAGGAUAAAACAGAAUCUAAUCAGGAGGUUGCUAACCCAGAGCACUAUAUUAAACAUCCUCUACAGAACAGGUGGGCACUGUGGUUUUUUAAAAAUGAUAAAAGCAAAACUUGGCAAGCAAACCUUCGAUUGAUCUCUAAGUUUGAUACUGUUGAAGACUUUUGGGCUCUAUACAACCAUAUCCAGUUGUCUAGUAAUUUAAUGCCUGGCUGUGACUACUCACUUUUUAAGGAUGGUAUUGAGCCUAUGUGGGAAGAUGAGAAAAACAAACGGGGAGGGCGAUGGCUAAUUACAUUGAACAAACAGCAGAGACGAAGUGACCUGGAUCGCUUUUGGCUAGAGACACUGCUGUGCCUUAUUGGAGAAUCUUUUGAUGACUACAGUGAUGAUGUAUGUGGAGUUGUUGUUAAUGUUAGAGCUAAAGGUGAUAAGAUAGCAAUAUGGACUACUGAAUGUGAAAACAGAGAAACAGUUACACACAUAGGGAGGGUAUACAAGGAGAGGUUAGGACUUCCUCCAAAGAUAGUGAUUGGUUACCAGUCCCAUGCAGACACGGCGACUAAGAGCGGCUCCACCACUAAAAAUAGGUUUGUUGUUUAAGAAGACACCUUCUGAGUAUUCUCAUAGGAGACUGCGUCAAGCAAUCGAGAUUUGGGAGCUGAACCAAAGCCUCAUCAAAGCAGAGUGGACUGCGUUGAAAUUGGAUUCCAUCUAAAUGUUGCUAAGCUAUAAGAGAAGUCUCAUUCGCCUUUGUCUUGUACGUCUGUGUUCUUUUUCUUUUUCUUUUUCAAAUUUUUGCUAGAGUGUCCACUAUCCCAAUCAAAGAAUUACAGUGUACAUCAUCCCCAGAAUCCACAAAUGUGUUCCUGGCCCACUCUGUAGUAGCUUAGAAUUGUCAUUAUAAACACAUUUUACUUUUCCACAAUGUUCAAAAGAGAACUUGCAUUACUAUCUGUACCUUAGCAGGAAAAACGUUCUGUUUCUGUUCCACUUUAUGCAGGAGCAUAUUUUUGCUGGUUUGAGAGUAUGAUGAAGAACCAGUUUUCUAGCAAUUUUCUGUUUCUUUUUACAGCAUUGUCUGUGCUGUAUUCUUGCUGAUGGCUGCUAGAUUUUAAUUUAUUUGUUUCCCUACUUGAUAACAUUAGUGAUUCUGAUUUCAGUUUUUCAUUAGUUUUGCUUUUGUUUUUCCCUCAUGUAACAUUGGUGAAGGAUCCAGGAAUAUGACAGAAAGGUGGAAUAAACGUUAAUUUUGUGCAUUCUUUGGUAAUUUUGGGGUUUUUUUUUUUUAUUUCCUAAACAUAAUUGUGGAUUAUUAAAAAAAAAUGUAACACCAUAAUUACAUUCCUAACUAGAAUUAGUAUGUCUGUUUUUGUAUCUUUAUGCUGUAUUUUAACACUUUGUAUUACUUAGGUUAUUUUGCUUUGGUUAAAAAUGGCUCAAGUAGAAAAGCGGUCCCAUUCAUAUUAAGACAGUGUACAAAACUGUAAAUAAAACGUGUACAGUGAAUUGUCUUUUAGACAACUAGAUUUGUCCUUUAUUUCUCCAUCUCUGCAGAAGGAAUUUGUACUUCUUUCAAGGCAGUCUCUAUUGUGUCUUCUUGUAGUGUCUUCCACAUGAACAGCCUAAGUUUGGAGCACUAGUUUAUUAUUAUGUUUUUAAUAAAUUGAAUAGGUAGUAUCAUAUGUAAUUAAACUGAUGUGGCUAUCUUUUUUAAUAAAGUUAAGGCACAGUUUUUCAGUCUUAGGUUAAAUAUGUUAAAAUUCAUGAGAAUUGGGAUUUUGGUGCAUCACCAUUUGAUAGAAGUAGUGGUUGUAAAACUUGAUUGAGUUUGAGAUGUUUUUACUUAAGAGUCAGAAUGAUAGCAUAAGAAACGUAUAGGAGGUGGUGGGGAGGUGAGGUAUGUGUUAGGAAUUUCAGUGUUACUUCCUGAAUUAAACAAUAAAGUAUUAAGACAUUUAUAUUGGUCAGUUGUUACA